Molecule: messenger RNA, 765 nt
Organism: Merops nubicus (carmine bee-eater)
Lineage: Eukaryota; Metazoa; Chordata; Aves; Coraciiformes; Meropidae
Product: dihydropyrimidinase-related protein 4-like
Exons: 6
Cellular component (GO): cytosol
Molecular function (GO): hydrolase activity, acting on carbon-nitrogen (but not peptide) bonds, in cyclic amides
Source: RefSeq, a predicted model, not a curated record
GAGCAGAAGAGGCUGCUGGAGCUUGGGAUCACUGGGCCCGAAGGUCACGUCCUGAGCCGCCCCGAGGAGGUGGAAGCCGAGGCCGUGUACCGCGCGGUGACCGUGGCCAGGCAGGCCAACUGCCCCUUGUACGUCACCAAGGUCAUGAGCAGAGCUGCUGCGGACGUCCUGGCUCGGGCGAAGAGGAGAGGUGAGGCCUCAGCCUUUGUCACCUCUCCCCCCAUCAGCCCGGACCCCACCACGCCCGACCAUCUCAGCUCCCUCUUGUCCUGUGGGGACCUGCAGGUCACCGGCAGCGCCCACUGCACCUUCAGCACCGCGCAGAAGGCCGUGGGCAAGGACAACUUCACCCUCAUCCCCGAGGGCACCAACGGCAUCGAGGAGCGGCUGUGCCUCGUCUGGGAGAAGUGUGUGGUCCCCGGGAAGAUGGACGAGAACGAUUUUGUAGCAGUGACCAGCACCAACGCUGCCAAGAUCUUCAACUGCUACCCCCGGAAGGGGCGCGUGGCCGUGGGCGCUGACGCAGACCUGGUUGUGUGGAACCCCAAGGCUGCGAGAAUCAUCUCUGCAAAAACCCACAAUCUGAACGUGGAGUACAACAUAUUUGAAGGCACGGAGUGCCACGGGGUUCCUACCGUGGUCAUCAGCCAGGGCAGAGUUGUUCUGGAGGAUGGGACCCUGUGUGUCACCCAGGGCUCCGGUCGCUUCAUUCCUAGGAAGACGUUCCCCGACUUUGUUUAUAAAAGGAUAAAGGCCAGAAACAGG